AUGGCUCAGAACCGUUCUAUGGAAGCCCGCACAGGGCGAAAGAACCAACGUUAUGGUUCCAAAGGCGAACGUCUCGUCGCCGGUGUCGUCCCCCUCUCAAAUGACAAGUCCAGAGUUCUCAUGAUUCAGUCACAAGGACCCGGAGGUUGGGUACUCCCCAAGGGUGGUUGGGAAACCGAUGAGUCAACGGCAUCACAGGCCGCGUGCCGUGAGGCCUGGGAGGAAGCUGGUGUCAUCUGUACGGUGCAGCGGGAUCUGGGAUUGAUCCCCGAUAUGCGACCCAACACUCUCCUGACGACCAAUGCCCCCAAGGCUUCAUACCAAUUUUUCGAAGUCACGGUUGACAAAGAAGAGGCUGAUUGGCCUGAAAGGCACAAGCGUCAACGAAAAUGGGUCACCUAUGCUCAGGCAGCAACUGCACUGGCCAAUCGACCCGAGCUGCUGGAAGCCCUCAACCGCAGCUCUUUGCAGCGGUAA
This is a messenger RNA of Penicillium odoratum, 477 nucleotides long. RefSeq names its product NUDIX hydrolase. NCBI's taxonomy places the organism in Eukaryota, Fungi, Ascomycota, Eurotiomycetes, Eurotiales, Aspergillaceae. Gene Ontology annotation, molecular function: diphosphoinositol-polyphosphate diphosphatase activity; endopolyphosphatase activity; bis(5'-adenosyl)-pentaphosphatase activity. Gene Ontology annotation, biological process: diphosphoinositol polyphosphate metabolic process; adenosine 5'-(hexahydrogen pentaphosphate) catabolic process; diadenosine hexaphosphate catabolic process. The record is from RefSeq and is a predicted model, not a curated record. The transcript has 2 exons. The coding region runs from base 1 to 477 and encodes 158 amino acids. Gene Ontology annotation, cellular component: nucleus; cytoplasm.